AUGGGGAAGCGGCGGAAAGUCACGCAUAAUGCUCGACCGUCGCAGAAGUCAAAUACCGGCGGUCAAAAGCCGCAGGGGGUAACAAGACCGACACCUCAAAAGCAGAAGCAGAAGCAACCACAGUCGCAACACGACGAGCCCACGAUACCCUUCGCACCCGAAGACAAAAUCCUAUUAGUUGGCGAUGGCGACCUCAGCUUCGCGGCCUCUUUGGUCGAGCACCAUUACUGUGCCGACGUGACAGCCACGGUUCUUGAAAGGAAUCUUGAGGAGUUGGUAGAAAAGUAUCCCCACGUACCGGAGAACAUCGCCAAAAUCGAGGCCGAAGAUAGCAAGGUGCUCUACGGCGUGGACGCCACCAAAAUGGUACCCUUCGUAGACAAGAAAGGAAAGGAUAGCACGGGAGUCAUGGACCGGAUUAUCUUCAACUUCCCGCAUGUCGGCGGGAAGAGCACCGACGUCAAUCGACAAGUCCGGUAUAACCAGGAGCUACUAGUAGAAUUCUUCAAGCACGCGAUGCCGUCCCUAGCACCCGGGGGCUCGAUCAUCGUCACGUUAUUCGAGGGCGAGCCGUAUACGCUGUGGAACAUUCGAGACCUCGCUAGACACACCGGUCUCCAAGUUGAGCGCAGCUUCAAGUUCCAAGCAAGUGCGUAUCCGGGUUAUCACCACGCAAGAACGCUUGGCGUGGUGAAGAGCAAAAGCGGAGAAGCGGGCGGCGGUUGGAAGGGUGAGGAUAGGCCUGCGAGAAGCUAUAUAUUCGUUCGGAAAGACGACGAAGCUCGACCGCGUCCGGGAAGUAGUAAGAAGCGCUCGAGGGCUCGGGAUGAUGAGUCUUCGGACGAUGAUUGA
Molecule: messenger RNA, 852 nt
Organism: Daldinia childiae
Lineage: Eukaryota; Fungi; Ascomycota; Sordariomycetes; Xylariales; Hypoxylaceae
Product: 25S rRNA (uridine-N(3))-methyltransferase
Exons: 1
Coding region: 1-852 (283 amino acids)
Biological process (GO): rRNA base methylation
Cellular component (GO): cytoplasm
Molecular function (GO): rRNA (uridine-N3-)-methyltransferase activity
Source: RefSeq, a predicted model, not a curated record